Molecule: messenger RNA, 1228 nt
Organism: Rubroshorea leprosula
Lineage: Eukaryota; Viridiplantae; Streptophyta; Magnoliopsida; Malvales; Dipterocarpaceae
Source: the annotation of a GenBank genome assembly
CAAGUAUACUUGUCAUCAAAUUCAUUCAAUGGCCCUAUUCCAUUAGAUUUUGGAAACCUAAGAGUCUUGAUUGAAGUGGAUUUAUCUAGAAAUCAGCUAUCAGGCAAUUUACUUGGCACCAUUGGGGAUCUCAAAGAUUUGACUUAUCUUUCCUUGCCAAAAAAUGCAUUAGAAGGUAAUAUUCCUCAAUCAUUUGAUGGGUUGGUAGCCUUGGAAGUUUUGGAUCUCUCUAACAAUAUUCUCUCUGGAGUAAUUCCAAAGUCUUUGGAAGGACUUUCCUAUCUCAAAUUCUUCAAUGUAUCUUUCAAUAGACUUGAAGGAGAAAUCCCAAGUGGAGGAUCAUUCAGAAACUUCUCUGCUCAAUCAUUUAUUGGAAACAUUGCCCUAUGUGAUCCUACAAAGAUUGGAUAUAGUGAUUGAUGUGGCUUCUGCUUUAGAAUAUCUUCACCAUGGACACUCAAUUUCAAUCAUCCAUUGUGAUUUGAAACCUAGCAAUGUGCUGCUUGAUGAAGAUAUGGUUGCACAUGUGGGGGAUUUUGGCCUUGCCAAGCUUUUGGGAGAAGGGGCAUCUGUGAUGCAGACAAUGCAAAUUGCCACUAUAGGUUACAUGGCACCAGAGUAUGGAUCAUUGGGAAUGGUUUCUACAAAAGGGGAUGUUUACAGCUAUGGCAUCUUAGUCAUGGAGACAUGCACAAGACGGAAACCCAUGGACAAAAUGUUUAUCGGAGAAAUGAGCUUGAAGACGUGGGUGAAUGAAUCAUUAUGUUGUUCACAAAUUGAGGUUGUGGAUGCCAAUUUAAUGGCAGAGGAGGAGCAUUUCAUUGCUAAAGCAAAUUGUGUAUCAUCUGUUCUAGAAGUAGCUUUGAAUUGCUGUGCAGAAGCACCCAAAGUAAGGAGAAAUAUGAUGGAUGUCGCAGCAAUGCUUAAAAAGAUCAAAAAUCAAUAUCUUAAGGAAAUUGGAAAUUGAGAAGAUCAUGUAAAUUAAAUAACUAGAAAUAAAGACUACUUUAGUGUUGAAAUUAAGCUUUUGGACAAAGGAUAAAUAUGGUUUCUCCACUUGCAUACAUUUCAUAAAAUAAAUUACUUGGAAAACUCCAUUUUAUUUCCUUGGUCGUCUUGUUUGCAAUGCAUCGAUAAUGCUUUAAUUUUAGGCUUUAGAAGAAUGCAAAGGUAUGUGCAGCAGAAAGAGCUCUUUAACUCAAUCUGUGCAUAAAAUAGUCUAUUCCCG